Durusdinium trenchii is the source of this 563-nucleotide messenger RNA. NCBI's taxonomy places the organism in Eukaryota, Dinophyceae, Suessiales, Symbiodiniaceae. The record is from the annotation of a GenBank genome assembly.
CUGCGAAGGGUUGAUUGGUGGCUUUCCAUGUCAAGGCGUAUCAAAGAGUGGAUGCAAGCGCGGGAUGCUGGAUGAGCGCAGUUCACUCGUAAAAUCCUUCUUCACCUUGAUCGACCAGAUGCCUGGCGUGUACUUUGCCCUCAUGGAGAACGUGAAGCAUUUGCUCUCUGCAGAGAUGAGACCCAUGAUGGAAUACAUUUUGAAGGAGUUUCAUCGCCGUAAUUUCAUCGCGAAGUGGUGUGUGGUGAGUGGGCAAAUGGCAGGCUUACAUGUCCGGAGAGAUCGAGUCUUCAUCCUCGCCAGCAAGGCGAAUAAGAUCGCAGAUGUGUUCCAGGGCUUCAAAACCAUGACGUAUCAAGAGAUGGAAACUGAAGCGCACAAGUGUCAUCUUUUUCGUUGCCAGCCACCAGUCAAGACGUGGCUUACAAACCACUGGAAUGAGUCUGACGCUAGCCGCUUGAGAGCUUGUGGUAACAUCGUGAUUCCUCAGUGUGCGCAGCUAGCGCUCAGCAUCCUUGCGAAGCUGUGGAUGUAACUGUUGCGUGGUAGUUGCACCCUUUCAC